Messenger RNA from Gaeumannomyces tritici R3-111a-1, 717 nucleotides. RefSeq lists its product as hypothetical. Bases 1 to 717 code for a protein of 238 amino acids. NCBI's taxonomy places the organism in Eukaryota, Fungi, Ascomycota, Sordariomycetes, Magnaporthales, Magnaporthaceae. The record is from RefSeq and is a predicted model, not a curated record. The transcript has 3 exons.
AUGCGGCGCGGGAAGGUUAUUAUGACUGACGGCGCUCGUGGUGGUGUGGGGUUGGAUGGAGAGGGUGUGGGGGAGGUGACGUCCAGAGGGUUCGUUAGCCCGCCAAGCGAGGCUGUGUCGGUGCGUCCGCGGGGCAGGCGGCUCUUGGCCCCGAGCCCGGCGCACGGAGAAAAGGAGCCUGCGAGCCUGCCCUCUGGGGUCCAGGCUCCUCUCCAGGCCUCCGCGGGCCUCGGAGCCAAUCACGGCCGCCUCUUCGCGCGUCGUUUCGGCUAUCACUUUGCUUUCUGCCUUUUGAUGUCCGCUUCAGACCUGGUGUUGCCGGCCGGAGAUAUGGCUCCAGUGCUGAUGGCCAAUUUCCGCCCGCUCCGCUUUAUGUGCAGAGCCAAGAGGACGUGGGACUUCCUAGGCGGAUUGGUGAGCGCUCCCACGGCCGUCGAUCUAGUCUGGCCGCCGACAGGGACGGAGACAAGCAAGCAGCCGGGAGUUGUCACGUGGCUGCAUGCUGCUCCAACAUCCCUAGGCUCUCAUAGGCGCGCCCUCAAGCCACAGGACCACUAUAAACUCGGGAUAUUUGGCCUCCCGGGCACGGAAACCGCGCACCCAAGCCCCGAACGGGCGCGGCAAGGCGAACCAGCAUGCGAGACGGUGAGAGGACGGCCCGGCGUCAAGCCGGGCGCGCCAAGCGGCACCGUUCGGCAACGUCUGGACAACCUCUAA